This is a messenger RNA of Staurois parvus, 476 nucleotides long. Lineage: Eukaryota; Metazoa; Chordata; Amphibia; Anura; Ranidae. The record is from the annotation of a GenBank genome assembly.
AUGGGCCCCUGUGUACCGCCUCCUCAUGCUGCUGCCAGGCCCGUAAUCUGCCAUGGGCCCCCGUACCGACUCCUCAUGCUGCUGCCAGGCCCGUAAUCUGUCAUGGGCCCUGUACCGCCUCCUCAUGCUGCUGCCAGGUCCAGAGUGUGUCAUGGGUCCCUGUACGGCCUCCCAUUGCUGCUGUCUCCAUCGCCACACUCUGCCAUGUGCCACUUUCAGGUCUCCUCACACUGCUGGUGGGUUCCAUUUUGUCAUAGGGUGCUGUAUGGCCUCCCAUUGCUGCUGCCUCCACCGCCACACUGUGGCUCCACACUCUGGUUUUGGCCCCGUGACUGCCCAAAUGAGUGAAGUGUGCGGUGAUUCUAAGAUCGACGGCACUCAUCUGCAUGUCAUACUGACUGACAGUAUUAUUUCUCUUCCCCAGCAGACUCCUAAGGGCAUUUAAAUUAAAGGUACAGUGUUCUGCACUAAUAUAA